GGAACAUUAGAUUAUUUUAGUUCCUUUAAAUAUGAAAAUUACUUACAAACGUUAAAAAAAUUAUUAAAAAAACCUGAUAAACCAUUAGAACAAAUUAUUCGCAGAUACAUUGAAUAUGAACAAAAUAAGCUCAACAAAACACAAGAAUCUGAAAUAACAUGUUCUCAUUUUUUGGUAGAUCUCAAAUCUACUCAUACAAAAGGUCCUUUAAUAGAAGAUUGCUAUAAUCCUCAAUACCAAAUAAUGAGAUGCUUAAAUACAACAAUACGCAUUGAUACAUUGGCAGAUAAUUGUUGUGGUUUAAGAGAUGGGAAAAUUAUUGAAGUAAAAAAUAUUGCUUACUGUAAAGAGCUUAAUACAAAUGUCAUUAUAGGCCAUGAAUUCUGUCAUAGAAAAGAUUUGUAUGAUAUUCCUUGUCCUUCGUCUCUUAUAGGAAUAUUUAUUGUAGAGAACUUAUCAGAAUUAAAGAUGUGGCCAAUAGAAAAUGUUAAAACAAAAUAUGUUAAACUACCAUUAAUAAAAGAUAAUAAGUUUGCAGUCUUCCCAUUGCUGCAUCAAUAAUUUCAAAUAUGUUUGAAGGAUAAAUAUAGUAAAGAAUUUCAUCAUGGAAGAAUUAUACUCUAUUGUCGAGUUUGAAGAUGGUUUACAAAUGAUUCCUACCUCCUGGUUAAUAAAAGAUAAAAAUAGUGCUCAUUGGCCACAAUUUACUUCGCAUGCGAGAUUUAUAAAAGCUGUGAAAAAAAAGAUUUUACCUCAGGAUAAUUGGCCUACAUAUAAUAUAAAAAGGAUAUUAGCUACUGCAAACACAUAUGAGAAAAGAUUACUAAAAUUAAAGAAAGCAGAAUUUAUAUCAGACAUAAAUUCAGAGAGCGGUGGCUCUGAAGAGUUAAAAAAAUCUCGAAAGAAUAGGGCCAAGAAAGUAAUAUCAAGUAGCGAUGAUAAUGCUACUGAUGACGAAAGGAUUCAGUUAUCACCCUACCCUAAAAUUCCACAAAAAGAUGCACGUGAUACAAAAAUAAGUACAUUUUGUGAUAAAUCGAAGCAAUUAGGAAAUAUCUGUUGACAAAGAAAAAAAAU
Formica exsecta is the source of this 1077-nucleotide messenger RNA. RefSeq lists its product as uncharacterized. The transcript is spliced from 3 exons. Bases 605 to 1063 code for a protein of 152 amino acids. The record is from RefSeq and is a predicted model, not a curated record. Lineage: Eukaryota; Metazoa; Arthropoda; Insecta; Hymenoptera; Formicidae.